This is a messenger RNA of Caenorhabditis auriculariae, 3038 nucleotides long. NCBI's taxonomy places the organism in Eukaryota, Metazoa, Nematoda, Chromadorea, Rhabditida, Rhabditidae. The record is from the annotation of a GenBank genome assembly.
AUGUCCAUCAGCAGUCGACGUUCCAGCACGUGUUAUAGAGGCCGAGCUGUAUGCUACUCUUAUACGUCGGAACGACGAUUGAGCGACAUUUCGGUGAUCACUUGGGCGACUUAUUCUACCGAUUCUGUCUUUUCGGACUACCAUGAAGACUUGGAAGAGUGCGAGCGUCCGGAGGAGAUUUAUUAUCAGUAAGUUUCUUCUUGGAAAAACUUUUUAAUCUACUUUAUUUUUGUGGUGAACUAGGAAGUUUUUGAACAUUUGAAGCCAUAAAUCUGAUACUCCAUAAUACUCCGUAUUAAAGAAAAAGUUCUUAAAAUACCGUUUUUCCCUCUGUGUCUUUUUUAAAUAACUAUGUGAAAGUAUGACUCAUACUGUAUGAGUUGAGGACUUGUGAAAAAGUUUUAAUUUGAAAAAAUUGUAUUUUUUCUUCGAUCUGGGAAUACAUUGGAAGGAAAAAAGAAACUAACAUGAUUUUCUAUUUUUUCAAAAAAUCGAGUUCCGAUAGAAAUUUUUGAGAUCAAGAAUUUCGAAAACUUUGAAAUUUACCAAAACCGUCAUUCCGGUGGGAAAAAGAGAGCGAAGGAAAAAAAAUUUAAUUUUUCGCAAAAUUAGUUUGAACCGAAAGAACCCCUUCUUCCUAGUUUUCAUAAAUAAAAUUCAGUACUACUUCUAAAUUUAAAACUCACCUUUAUUUCCGUCGAUACCACCUCCUGGGCCUAAAAUCAACUUUAAUACCUAGUUUUUGAAAAGUUUUGGAAGUCAACCCAAAAUCCAUGACCAGUUGAGUUCUGUACUUGCCUUCGUAUGUUUUUCAAAGAAGCUCAAAGUUGAUUCCAAACGUUUAGACUCGUUAUAAACCUCUGAGUUCUACGUUUCAGAGCGAAAAAUCAAGCCAACUCCGGUUUACGCAAGAAGUACCAUCACAGGGUGAAAAAUCUCUACUAUGACAAGUCUAAAUUCGACGGUGUUCUCAUCAAACAAUUCGCCAACAACGAUUAUUCUAUUGACGAUGUGAGUCUACAUUCUUUAAAACUUUGUAUUGAGAUUUGACUUUUAAGAAAAUGGCCGCCCACUUGACCGACGCCUCUAGAGCCGACGAAAUGGACUACUUUCCAGAGAUACCGUAUUCUGUUAAUAGAAUGAAGCGCUGGGAAUUGGUCAGUAAUCAUUACUGAAGUCUGUGUGCCACGACUUGAAAUUUCACGGAACGACAUUCCGAUGUUCCGCUGCGUGCGGUCGCGAAGCGUUUUUGCCUUUGCGAGCCUCGGUAGCGCUUUUUUUUGGGUUAUCAUCGCUGGUAGAUAGACUGCUUCACUGGGAAAACAUGAAAACCAAGUACUGAAAUGAAAGAAAAAACUAGAAGCGAGGCUUGCAAAGGCAAAAACGCUUCGCGACCGCACGCAGCGGAACAGCGGAAUAUCGUUCAGUGAAAUUCCAAGUCGUAACACACGUCUAUAACUUGAACUUGCAUUUUGUUGCUUUUUGAAGUUCAGAGGACUUUGUCAAUUAACGCGAAAUUUCAGAAAGAGAAGCCGGAAAGGAUCCUCAGAAAUACGCAAGACACGAUUGGACUGGACUCCUACGUGGUAGAAAGGCACAGCGGGGAGAGCCCUGAUUUCUGUGAGUUGAAACGGGUUUUUCAUUGAGAUUUUUGUUUUCUUUCAGACGUUCGAUAUCAUAAUCGCCACCCAAAUAUUUCCCGAGUUCAUUAUCUCCGAAAGCCGUGUUCGAAAAGAACUUGGACUGACGAUGAAGUCCUCGAGACGGUAACAACUCAAGGGAAUGGUCAGAAGGUGCGUUUUAGUUAUCCAAAAAGUUUUUUUUUCUUGAUCUCAUAACAAAUGAUAAAGUUAUGAAAACGAAUCUUGAUUUUCCAGUUCAACCACUUCCGCCCUGAGAGCCGUGAACUAUCCACUAAGAAAAAAGGAAAGCUGAGUCGUCAGGACGAAGUUCGCUCCAAGGAGAAACAUGAAUAUCCAGCUUGUGUGAUUUAUUCAUUCUUCUCGCCGUAUCACAUCAUGAACCUUAUGCCUGGCUGCAAUUACAAGUACUUUUUCGAUUAUGGUGAGCUUUCAAUAGAUCAUUUCCAGGCCUUUUUUGAAUUUUAUUAAACGUUCCCUGAUUUAUUUAUUAUAUCAUCAUCUUAUUAAAACUGAAUUUUUCAACAGUGACUUUAAAAAUGAGAAAUUAUUUCAAAACCGACGAUUAGGAGAAAAAAUAUCUACCAAGGUAUAAAAAAAUGUUAAGAAGUAUAACUGUUUGCAAAGAAUAAAUAGAAAUUUCGAAAAAUUAUCAUACUUUUUCCAAACAGGAUACCCUCAACAACGGUACGAGAACCGGUUGGCAAUCAAAUCGGAAAUGCUGGAAGAUAUGAGAAACGAGCUCAAAAUCUACAGUCCAGUGGAAGAUUUUGAAGAAAAUAUUGAUGAGCCUACCUUUUUCACAGAGGUCUAAAAAAAAGUCGAUAAAAGUAUUGAAAAUAUUUUUUUAAGAAGCCGAGAUCGUGUUUUUAACCUCGACGAACAUUUCGUGGAUAAAUUCGUCUACAUCAAGAGGAGGAAAAAUCGCAAGAUUAGAAAUUCCGAAAGCGUGGGUUUUUAUAUCUAUUCUGAACUAUGUUCUUCACUUUAUAUUCAUUUUUUUUAGAUUUCCGACUCUGAAGAAGGCUCAUUGAUUGAUCUGACCGAUUGUGAAUCAUUGGAUGAUUUCUGCAUCGUUGAAGACUUCAAUAUUCUUCUUCCCAAGGCAUUCGAUCAAGGAAAUUAUGUUGGUGGAACCCUUUUUUCCAAACCAAGGCUGAAAUUUCAGAUCGAUAAAAUCGUGGAAAACGGUCUCGGCUGGAUUUAUCUCGAAGAGUAUCGAAAAGAAGACGCGGAAGCGCUUGAGCUUGCAAAAAAGAGAAAACGGUCAGAUUUAGAAAUCAAAAAUCGUUUAUAUCUUUAUUUAUAGAAAGUCUGAUUCCAAACUUUCAAAUUUCAAAGAUUUUCAGGAUCCAAGCCAAGAAAUUGAAGAAGUUGAAGGACCGUGGAUAUCGAUAA